AGAAGAAGUUGUUGUUCUUCUGGUGUUUCUUGUACUUUCCUUCUUGUGGUAAAACUUGUAAACAGUGGGUUUGUGGUCGGUGUGUCACAGCAGAAUGCCAAAGAAAAGGAAAAACGGACUGAGCCCCUCCCGAGCGGCUGAAUACGGCAGCGGCUCCGAAAGUGGAGCACACGGGGCGAGUGGCUCCUCUGUGGCCCGGCUGGACUCCUCAGAUGACCGCUUCGGAUCCACGCAGUUCAGGAGCGUUCAGCUGGAACCACAAAGCCGAGACGAAAUCGUCCAGAGCAUGCAGGAGAUGUUUUCACAUCUGGACCCCGAUGUCAUUUACAUGGUGCUUUCAGAGGCAGAUUUUAAAGUGGACAAUGCAAUGGAUUCUCUUUUGGAGCUGUCAGACGCUGCUGAGGGCACAGCCCCACCCCCUCCUCCGGUCUCAGGGUUUGAGCAGGCUGCCGCUCUCCUGGGAGCGAACAUCACUCAGGCAGCGCAGAGCUUCGCCUUUUCAAACCAGCCUGCAUCACAACCGGAGCUCAAUCCUUCUGAAACACUCCUUACAGAAGAGUUUGAUGCUCUCAUAGAUCAGGAACUUCAAACGUUGACGGCACAGCAGACUCAAACCAUGUCCUCCAUACCUCUGUCUUCUCUGCCCCCUCCUUCUCAAUCGUUCCCUCUGUCCUCGCUGCCUCUUACAUCCCAGACUCAGCUUCCAGCUCCUCAGACUUUACCAGAGCAGGCCUCUUACUCUGAUCCCGGGCUCAGUGAGGCCCGUGGUGGUAGUUCACCGGUGAAUGAAUUAAGUUUUGGUGGGGCUCAUAUCCCAGAGACCAAAACCUUAUCUGUUGACUUCAGUCACCUAACACUGGAGGCCAGCUCUACUGGACCAAGACCCUCAGCAUUUCAGGUGUACCGUAGACCUGAUCAACUCCGUAACCACACAAUGUCAAAGCAGCAUCAAGAAGCUCUCAGCACACCUGCCAUGUUCUGGAACACUCAGGCUGCUGAGUUUCAUCCCCGCGCUGUGAGGCCUGCCUUCAUUACACCUGUCAUUCCUAACUCCACACCAUGGAGCUCUAAUGCCAUCCCUGCUGCUCAAUGGUUGGCUCAUGGACCUAUCAGACAAGCACCUCUGAAACCUUCUGCAACUGUACCGAAGUCAUGGACUCUGCCCUCCAGGAACAGGCUCAAAUUAGAAGGGCAGGUGUUGGUGUUACUUCGAGGGGCUCCUGGAUCAGGCAAAACCACCCUUGCCAAUGCUAUGUUGGCGCAGAACCCUGGAGGGGUUGUUUUAAGCACUGAUGCUUAUUUUACUCGAAAUGGAGAGUACCACUUUGAGCCCCAUUUACUAGGAGAGGCCCACGAGUGGAAUCACCAGAGAGCAAAAGAGUCUUUCGGAAAAGGCCAGUCACCCAUCAUAAUAGACAACACCAAUAUGCAAUGUUGGGAGAUGAAACCAUAUGUUACUAUGGCACAGAAACACAGAUAUAGGGUGCUGUUUCGUGAGCCAGAUACCUGGUGGAAAACUAAACCCAGAGAGCUGGAGAAGCGCACAAGGCAUCAAGUAUCAAAAGAGAAGAUCCGACGCAUAUUAGAAAGGUAUGACCGAUUUGUCUCUGUCCAGAGCAUCAUAAAUUCACAAAGACCGGAACCGGUGCCAAGUGUUUUGGAUUUGACCCAAACAGAGACUGAGCAACCCCAGCAAUCUUUACCCCCUGGCCUCAGCCAUCCUGAUCUUGUUGGAGACUCCGGGUUGAGCAAACUGAACACAAACCUUUCCUCAUCUCUGCCCGAUGUGUCCUCUGUUAGCCAGACUUACAGUACCAAAUCUGCAGGUGAGGAAGAAGGUGAAAUAAGCUCCCACAGUUCCAAGGAAUCCAUGUUGUUCCGUGAGAACAUUCUUGAAGGGUCUGGAACACCUCAGUCUGAUCUGCUCGAUGCCGAAGGGUUAGACUUAGAGCUUGAUGCCUGCCUUGCGGACACGGAAAAAGAAUUGGGAAAUUUGAGUUGCUGGACAACUGAAGAAUUUGUAGCUUCAGCGCAUGAAACGUUUCCGGAGCUGCCUGUGGCGUUUUCAGAGUCCAUUGCUCAGCGUGUGAGGAGGGACAGAGUAAAAGACAGAAAUGUCCUAGGAACUAGUACCGUGGAUCAACCUGUGAACUUUGACCCCAGGAUUGAUUCCUCAGGACAAGAUAAGGAGGAGGGAUGUGAAGUUGAGUCUGAAGACAAAGGUGUGAGGCCAGAGCUGUUGGAUUUUGUGGGGGACUGGCCACUGGAGUCUCAAAGUCAACGUCAAGGAAGACGUCAGAAUUCAAGAAAUAACACACUUAAGAACACUGAUUUGGAAUCCAGUGUUGUUGAACACAAAGAUAACACUUCUGCUGAUGAAGACAAGCAUUCUGAUACUGAGAAGCUGAAUACAGUUGAAUUUCAAAAACUUGUAGAUCUACUGCAAGGUGGAGUAAACUCUUCUCUCCAAGCUCCAAGUAAACGGGCUACUCUGCAUUCCCCUUCCUUUGGUGGAAAAGAGAGUAACUUGAACCUGGAGACUAUGGUUUGGCCUGAACUCCCUGACUGUGUGCUGGAGAGAACGUUCUCAGAGUGCACUGACUCAUGCAAGGAUUAUUCAAGUCCAUCGAAACAGAGAGCAGACCCAACUGAGCGGUCUACUCCGGUGUCUGCUGAGAAGCGCACACAGGAUGCGGUUCAGCAGGAGGACAGUGUGUUGUCAGAAGAGAAAUGCAGAUUGAGCCCAAAUGUCCAAGAAACUCUGUGUUCGAAGGUUGUCGUAGAUUCAGAGAGCAGUCUGGAGAGACGGAGAGGGCUUAGCAGGAGAGUGGGGAAAUCUUGUAAACUGGCACUUACCUUCACCAAUCAAGGCCCUUUGUCGCCUUGCUCACAAUCUCCAGCUAUUUUGCAUGAGCCCACUGAUCUCGCACCUACAGGAGAACCACCUUCAUUGCCCGUGGUGUUAUGUUCCUGUGCCUCGACCCAAACACAACCUCAGGACUUUGCCUUGCUUUGGAGAAUUGACCAGCAGAAAUGUUCUGAGUUAGACUCUAACUUAUCUAGUAGUGGUGUGUUUGUUUCGGAGGGAAACUCUUUGCGUUUCACCCCAAAAACAAAUGAAGAGCAGUCUGCCUGCCAGCGGGGAGUGCCGUACUGUGUGGUCCAUGAGAAGGGUUCUCAGGUGGAAGAGAACGACUUUAGAGAAUCUCACUCUAAAAAGCAAAACCUCGAGAUUCUGAGCCACCAUUUCAGACGUGUCUCCAUGGAUAAUCUGGAGGACCUUUAUGAGAAGUGCCAUCAAGAUAUUGAGUGGACAACUAACUUGUUACUAGAUUCUGGAGAAAGACUGUCUAAAGAAGAUUAUGAGGAUGACGAGGUUGACAUGGGGUCUUUGGUUCCUGGGGAAGAGUCAUGUGAACUAUCUAUAAAACCAUCAGAAACUUUGAUGGGCUCAGAAAGUGACUCUAGUAACAGGUCAGCAAGUAGCAUCAGUCCCAAGUUUCAGGAAUCUAACUUUAGUGAUGUUAGCCAAGCUGAUGAUGAUUGGAGUCCAGGUCUAAGUUCACAAAGCGAAGCUGAAGGAUCUGAUGAGGCGAGCAUGACAAUGAAAAAAUGUGAGCCCAAAACUUCCUUUGCGAUAGAAGGCACUAAAGUACAACUGGAGGUUACAGCAGCUAAUGAGGAACAGCCAGACAAAACAGGUCCAGGGCAGGAAGAGGCAUUAGAGACACAAGGUGAGAACGUUGUUCAGUGCCUUGAGGGAGCAUUGAAGGAAGGGAGCGAAGAGGAAGAAAAGGAGGAUGAGGAGACAAGAACCGAGGUGAAUGCCAUAACUCAGUCACUGCUGUGUCAGGUUGACGAAAUGGAGCGCAAAGAGGAGGAGGAGAGGAAGGAACGAGAAAGGGAGAGAAAGAGAGCCGGACAGGGGGGAAGAGAGCCAAAUUCAAUGGAUAUUCAAACCUUGGAGCUGAAACUUCCGACUGAACUUGCAUUGCAGCUCUCUGAGCUUUUUGGACCUGUUGGGGUCAGUCCAGGUGCGUUUUCAUCAGAUGACUGUGCAGUGCAGAUAGACCUGAACUUGGCCAAACUGCUGCACCAGAAAUGGAAAGAAACUAUUCAAGAGAAGCACAGACAGGCAGCUCUGUCCUAUCAACUAAUGCAAGAGAGUCCUGUCCACUGGGAUGAAUCGCAGGGAAGCAAAAGCAGGCUGAGGGACCAAUUAGGUUUGCGUGAAGAAAUUCCUUUUAUGGAUCACUGGAGUGCAUCCCGUGCUCCUGUCUCACUGAGGGACAUCAUGAUUGAAGAGCAGGUGAUGCAAGACAGCAUGGAGAAGUCUAGGUCAAGUCUGAGGGACCUGGAUAAGAAAGACGGUGCAGCCAAGUUGAAGGAGAACCAGCUGUUUUCCAUGUUCCCCACCAUAGACCGACAUUUCCUCAGGGAUAUCUUCAGAGAUCACAAUUACUCUCUGGAGCAGAGCGAACAGUUUUUGCAUGCUCUGUUGGAUGACGGGCCAGUUAAAAACGUAGUGGCUCCUGAACCUGCUCCUCAGCGUAAUGGCGCGCACAGAACUCCGAGCAAAGAGCGGAGAUGGAAACCGAGAGAUGGGGAGGCGGAAGCUGCUCAAUUCCAGGAUUCGGAGGAUCCAGAAUAUAAGGACUUCCGCACAGAGGCAACACUGCAGAGACAUCAGCAGAUAGAGUGUUUUAACAAGGCAGCUGAAGCCCAUCGGCAGGGACGCAAGGAUGUGGCUAGUUUCUACGCACAACAGGGUCACACGCAUGGGGAGAAGAUGCGUGAAGCGAACCACCGAGCAGCCAUGCAGAUAUUCCAGCAAGUGAAUGCUUCACUCCUGCCUCAGAAUAUUCUAGAUCUCCACGGACUGCAUGUGGAUGAGGCCCUUCAUCAUCUUAGUCAGGUUCUCACCGACAAAAAUUUAGAAUUGAGUCAGGGUUUGUGUCAGCCUCAGCUGUCAGUCAUCACGGGAAGAGGCAAUCGCAGCCAAGGAGGAGUGGCACGCAUCAGGCCUGCUGUACUAGACUACCUCAAAAACCACCACUUCAGGUAUACUGACUGCAUCCAGCGCUCUUGCAAUGUGUCUUUCUGAAUGCUACAUUGAUUCACUACAUG
Molecule: messenger RNA, 5127 nt
Organism: Sinocyclocheilus grahami
Lineage: Eukaryota; Metazoa; Chordata; Actinopteri; Cypriniformes; Cyprinidae
Product: NEDD4-binding protein 2-like
Exons: 17
Coding region: 95-5104 (1669 amino acids)
Cellular component (GO): nucleus
Molecular function (GO): ubiquitin binding; endonuclease activity
Source: RefSeq, a predicted model, not a curated record